ACCAAAACAAAAGAAGGAAGGCAAAAGCCACACUCUUCCUUCCACUGACUGCCUUCUCUCCCUAUGUCCGGAGACGAGGCCGACCACUAUGGCCGCCGCCAUGAUCACUUCCCUUUCCACGGUGAACCGUCGUCGGUGUCGCCGCAGAAGCCGGGCAGCAGCAGCAGCGGUGCAGCCAACAGUCUGCAGGUUUCCGACCUCAAAACGCUAUCGCCGUUCCUGAGCUUCACCGACUACCUCCACGACUCGCCGGUGGACUUCCACAAUCUGGUUCCGGCCUUCGAUGACCCGAGCCCUAGGUCACACCUGCUCGGCGGUGCACAUGAGCCGUGUGAAUUGUUGGCGGGCGGCGACGGCACGGCUCCGGUGACUCCCAACUCCUCGAUGACUUCGUCGUCGACGGAAGCGGCAGGGGAAGAAGACUUGGGUGCCCGCAAGACGGAUCGGCCGAAGCAGGAGGAGGGAGAGGAGAAGCAGGCAGCAGGGGGUGAAGAAGGGCGUGACAAGUUCAAGAAAGUGAACAAGCCAAGGAAGAAAGGCGAGAGAAGGCAGAGGGAGCCACGGAUUGCAUUCAUGACCAAGAGCGAGGUUGAUCAUCUCGAAGACGGAUAUCGAUGGAGGAAGUACGGGCAGAAGGCAGUCAAGAACAGCCCAUAUCCCAGAAGCUACUACCGGUGCACGGCGCCCAAGUGCAACGUGAAGAAGAGAGUGGAGAGAUCGUAUCAGGAUUCGUCGGUCGUGGUCACCACCUACGAAGGGCAGCACACUCAUCACAGCCCAGUCAAUCUUCGCUUAGCGCCAUCUCCACCGACGACGAGCUUUCGCGGCGACCUGCUGUCGCAUCAGCCGUCCCCCGUGAACAGUAACAUUAACCAGCAAGCCGAAGGCCAUGGUCUCUUGCAAGACAUCGUCCCUACUCUCGUCCACAGCAAGCAGCGACAGUAACAUACUGCUUUACUCCCUCAUGCUGCUUGUGUGUGUUCAUAAGAUGGGUAUGAAUCGACGAUGUAGAAACAGGGAAACUCUAAUCGAUUCUGGGCUCACUCUAUGUUUAGCCUCCGUGUAAGGACACUAAUGAUUCAGAGAAGCAGGCUGGGAGAUCAGAGUGAGUGACAUGGCUUUUCUGCGUGAGGAAUCCAAGCUUUUGGUACGGCUACAUUAAAUGCUUGGCCAUGGUUGGUCUUGUUCUUGUUUGGUAGCUGGAGUUUAUGGUGAAAGCGUCAGUUGUUUACGAAGGGGAAUUUGGAGUCAUGAAUGCUAUUGGCUCCAUUUCUUCUUCAUGAUUGCAGAUGACAACAGCCAGAACUCGUACACAUUAUUACAUUUUGCUUAUCGAA
Molecule: messenger RNA, 1337 nt
Organism: Musa acuminata subsp. malaccensis (wild Malaysian banana)
Lineage: Eukaryota; Viridiplantae; Streptophyta; Magnoliopsida; Zingiberales; Musaceae
Product: WRKY transcription factor 28
Biological process (GO): regulation of DNA-templated transcription
Molecular function (GO): sequence-specific DNA binding; DNA-binding transcription factor activity
Source: RefSeq, a predicted model, not a curated record